AUGAAAGACGAAGGGAUUACUCUGGCUUUUCUAGGCUGUGGAAACAUGGGCCGAGCCCUCCUCAUCGUCCACUCCCCUCAUGGCCCGGUUCAUUCUAUGCACCAAACUGAAGCAUCAGCUCAAUCUCUUCAUAAAGAGCUCCCUUCACCUUCUUUCCCAGUCGACAUCUUCCAUGCAAACAACAACGCCGCAGUGGAGCAAGCAGACGUCGUCAUCCUGGGCUUCAAGCCAUUCAUGGCUACUGAAAUUCUCCAAGCCCCAGGAAUGCGACAAGCCCUUGAGGGCAAACUCAUCAUUAGCAUGUUGGCCGGCAUGCGCUGUCAGCAGAUUGGAGACAUUAUAACUGCUGGGAACGGAGAGGCGCCGCCUAUUGCUCGGGCGAUCCCAAACAUCGCUGCCCGUUACCGCCAGUCCAUCACGAUCCUGGAACAGACAGAGCCUCCUCUACCAUCCAAGCACUCGACUAUGGUAGAACGGAUAUUUGGUCUCGUCGGCAAUAUCAAGUGGCUUCCCGCAAAUCUUGUCGACCUAGGCACCGUAUUGACAACAGCCUGCCUAGCAACACUAUCCAUCCCACUAGAUGAUCUUUUGGACGGUUCUGUCGUCCAAGGUCUGCGACGCCAAGAUGCAAUGGAACUUGUUGUACAUGGGAUUGCUGGCCUUUCAUCAUUGCUGUCAAACGGUGCUCAUCCCGCACUCAUAAGAGAGAGCAUACCUUCUCCCCGAGGAUGUACCAUCCAAACCUUGAUGACUGUAUAA
This is a messenger RNA of Fusarium vanettenii 77-13-4, 759 nucleotides long. RefSeq lists its product as uncharacterized. The transcript has 3 exons. Gene Ontology annotation, biological process: L-proline biosynthetic process. The record is from RefSeq and is a predicted model, not a curated record. Gene Ontology annotation, molecular function: pyrroline-5-carboxylate reductase activity. NCBI's taxonomy places the organism in Eukaryota, Fungi, Ascomycota, Sordariomycetes, Hypocreales, Nectriaceae. The coding region runs from base 1 to 759 and encodes 252 amino acids.